Messenger RNA from Nicotiana tabacum (common tobacco), 2186 nucleotides. Its product is annotated as transcription termination factor MTERF8, chloroplastic-like. The record is from RefSeq and is a predicted model, not a curated record. Lineage: Eukaryota; Viridiplantae; Streptophyta; Magnoliopsida; Solanales; Solanaceae. Gene Ontology annotation, biological process: regulation of DNA-templated transcription. Gene Ontology annotation, molecular function: double-stranded DNA binding.
AGGGCCAGGUUAAUUUGGGAUCCAGGUUGAGUAAUAGGCGUAAGAAUGCUUCUAUAUUAUAAGGGGCAAUGGUCUGUGAUUUGGGUUUAUGCGAAUAUUGUUGAAAAAAAUGUCAGAAUCCUCUCAUCCCCAAUUCUGAGUCUAGCUUCUCAUCCCUUUCUUAUCUCUAUCCUUAGUUACUUGUUACUUCAGUAGUUUCUAUUGUAAUUCAGUAGUUUGAGAGUUGCAAUUGUUAUCUCAAAGUUGUAAUCAGUGUUCCAGUCGUUAUUAAUAUAGUGAGGACUUUCAGUAUUGUUACAUUGGUGCUUUUAUCUAUCGGACUUCAACAACGACAUGUUUCUACUUAGAUUCAGUGGCGACGGCAACUCGGAGAGAUGGAUUUUUCUGGCUGAGUUGUACUUCACAUACCUUGACUUCUCCAAGAAGGACUGGCUGCCUCUUCCUUCCUUCUAUCUUGAAGGCGAUGCCCUCGCGUGGUUCAAUUGGUUCCAAUUCUAUGAUUGGAACCAUUUCAAGGAGAAAUUUUUCUGCAUUUUCAAAAACGGACCUUCACUAUUUCGUCGAGAAUGACAGAUACUGCACAAGCUUUUGUUGAUUACGUCAAUUUCCCUACAUUGGUUCGACCAUCGACCUAUGUGUCUGCAUUACUCAAAUCCCCAAAAUUCAUGAACCCAAAGCUCGUCUAGUUGAUAGAGACAAGUAUGCAAUUGUCGUAGACGAGGUGCUUGAUGAAAAUCCCCAAGGGAAACGUUCGAAAAUGUACUAGGAGUAUACCCCUGCUACCGCCUGCGCUUGCACUGAUGUUUGGACUGGGUAGCAAUGGCGCAACGAAACAUCUCUUUUCCAUCAGAUUUCAGCUCUUUUACUCCACAGCUGCAGCAACUUCCCGUGCUAAUACAUUGGUGGACUUUCUGGUGAACUCACUUGGCUUCUCCAACAAAGAAGCCAUUUCUACAAGCUCCAAGGUAACUCGUUCGAGACUCCGGAAUUAUGAGCCACAUUUGUUACUUGAUCUCUUUCGCAAAGUGGGUAUGAACAAAGCCCAGAUAAAAACCCUUGUUUCUUCUUCCCCUGAAGUGUUGUUUUCUCAUAUUGAUAAAAACCUUAAACCCAAAAUUAAGGUUUUACAAGAACUUGGCUUAUCUGGGUCUGACCUUGUUACUUUUAUCAAUAAAAGCGAUUUCUUGACAAGAGGUUUACAUACUACUAUUAAACCCAGUCUUGAUUAUCUUCGGGAGUAUUUGGGCAGUUAUGAUGCUGUAGCUAGGGUUGUUAAGAAAGAGCCUAGGCUGCUUUCCAAUAAUCUCCCUAAAGUAAUACCACCCAAUAUAUUAUUGUUGCAAAAUCUUGGGUUUUCACGGGUGGAUAUUGAGACGGUUUUUCAUCGGCGUCCUAGGUAUCUGCUUAAUAACCCUGAGUGGCUUGAGAGAGUAGUAAAUCAAGCAGAAAAGAAUUUUAACGUACCUCGGGAGUCACGGAUGUUUCUUCAUGCCAUUGAAGCACUUGUGUCGCUUGAUGAAUCGAAAUUAGAAAGGAAAUUAGAUAUUUUCCGGAGUUUUGGAUGGUCUGAUUCUGAUAUAUCCGCAAUGGUGCGAAAGCUUCCUUACUGUUUGACUUCAUCAGAGGCUAAGAUAAAUAUUACAUUGAAGUUUUUCAUGAAUGAACUGGGGUAUGAACCUAGUUAUCUGGCUUCUCAUGCACCACUUUUAAAGUACAGUAUGGAGAAGAGGGUCAAGCCAAGGAAUGAAAAUUUGAAGUUUCUUCAAGAAAACCAGCUGAUAAAAGGGAAACUAAGUCUUUACACUGCCGUGUCAUCUCCUGAAUCACGAUUUCGAAAGAAAUAUGUUCUUCCUUUCAAGGAGAAGAUGCCUGAGUUGUAUGAUUUAUACAUCAAAAAUACAAGCUAAAGAGAGGUCUUUACAGUGAGACAGUGGCUGCAGAGCAGUGUUUAUUUAAGAGAUUUAUUCACUUCUUGAUAGUUUUGUUCUUUCAUUUUGGUGCUCUUUUCAAGCAUGUUGCUAGUUUACCUUUCAUUGUUGAUGAUAUAUUUAUCAAAAAAGUUACUGAGCUAUGAAAACUAGAAAUUUAGGCUGGUCUCAUUUUCAAAUCAACUGAUGUUUCUUGUUUAAUGGGAAAGAAAGCAGUAAAGAAACCAGACUUGAUAUAUAUGACAUUGAUUGUUUGAA